Molecule: messenger RNA, 375 nt
Organism: Opisthorchis viverrini
Lineage: Eukaryota; Metazoa; Platyhelminthes; Trematoda; Opisthorchiida; Opisthorchiidae
Exons: 3
Coding region: 1-375 (124 amino acids)
Source: RefSeq, a predicted model, not a curated record
AUGGUGCAGCAGCAGGGUUGGCGUCAUCCGGUUGGUCAUGUUGAACUGAAACCCAUACCCACCGCUGAGGCCUCGUGGCCUUUGAAUGUUGUGCACAUGGCCAGGGUCACAAAAACCAGAUCGAGCCGGGGACACAAAAAUCCCAAAUUAAUGGUGAUGGUCAUCCUAAUAUCCCGUCGACGUCUUCUAGUUUGGUUGACCGCACCUAAUUCCGAAAUAAAUAAACAAACGAACAAAGAAAAACAACUCCAUAAUAGACUGACCGUGAUCCGUGAUCAGGAAUACCUGAAGCGCCACGUAACCGAGUACGGAGAAACUGAUCAUCGACAGAAAGAGUUGAGAGAAGCGGAUGGGAGAAUAGCUGAGAAGCGAUGA